Branchiostoma belcheri (Belcher's lancelet) is the source of this 1113-nucleotide messenger RNA. Its product is annotated as proline-rich receptor-like protein kinase PERK2. Bases 1 to 1113 code for a protein of 370 amino acids. The transcript has 6 exons. NCBI's taxonomy places the organism in Eukaryota, Metazoa, Chordata, Leptocardii, Amphioxiformes, Branchiostomatidae. The record is from RefSeq and is a predicted model, not a curated record.
AUGUCGACCAGAAAUGUCCCUUUCCAACAAACGAACACCAGUCAUUCAUCUAGCCCUACAGAGGACGAGGGUAUCGAGUACGGGGAGAUCUACGGAGUAGAGUACGAGCUGGUUGAAGAGGAAACCCCAGGAGAGGUCCGCCUGGUCCAGUUCGACUAUCCGCCGCCCUCCCCACCUCCCCUGCGCAGGGAUGACGAAAUCUUGGUCUCCACGACCCCUCCGAAGAGCAGCCCUGUCAGGGAAGCGGCGCCGCCGGUAAACAGAGCUCCAUCGCCCCCAAAAGAAAACGACUACGGCGUCAUCUUCGACUAUCCGAAACUCGUUACUAUCACGAACGUUCCCAGUGACCGUGUCCCUCCACCGUCACCUCCCGAAAAGACCGCGACCACCGCGGAAGCGGAGCCUGUUGUUAGAAGUGCGGCGCCUUCCUUCAACAGUGCACCGCCACCACACCUUGCUGACUAUCCCAGGCUGAACGCGAAGAGCGCACCCAGCACCCACGCACCUCCACCUCCCCCUUCCUCCAUCACCAACUCAUCCAAACGAUCCACCCCUGAGAGUUACAUCUCUGAGGAUUUCCCGCCAAUGAUGAUGGAGUCAGCUGAGUACAACGCCUUGGUGGCGGGCACACCCUCCCCAGCCCAGUACAGCCCUGUCGUGGCCCUGCCCAGCGGUCAGAAGAAGAAGCUGGGAGUCAGUCAGGAGGUCUACAAGUCCCUCAACUCACUGUCGGACCUGAGGAAGAAUAACGGCAAGGACCGCCGGCGCCGGAACACAGACUCACCUCCUGUUAUUGUGGACCAGGUCUACGGCAGGCCCAUUAAGGUCCUGCCGACCACCAUGGACCACAUCACGCCGGAGACGGAGCGGCAGAUGAAGCAGGCGGCCCAGCGCAUCGCGAAGAGCGAGCGGCUGCUGCAGGUGAUGAAGCAGCUGUCUGACCGCACCCUCAGCCACGCCUGCCAGUGUGAGAAACUGGAGGACCCGGCGGACAAGGACCUGGCAGAGCUGGUGCAGACUGGCACCACCGUGCGGCCAGAAUUUGACCAAAACCUACCGGACGACAACACAACCAAGUUUCAAGCAAAGCUGUUCAGGUCAGGGGUCACAUAA